AUGUCGGUAAAAAUAUUUCCGCGAAACAAAGAUAUUGUUACGCAAAAUUUAAGAAAAUCAAACAUGAGAGUCAGAUACCGGUUACACGAAUAGAAAAAGAAAACCGAAAAUGCACCGACGAAUUAUAAUUUGUUAAAACAAUUGUUAUUCGUUUCACGGAAAUUCACUGCGAAGGGAAAAGAAAAGAACGAUAAAAAAGAAAGGUCAAUUACUUGGAGGGAAUGAUAUCUAUUCAUCUUUCCCUGAAGCAAGUGGAUUCUGUUGUUGAAUCACUGCACCGUUGUAUAGUGGCAGGGGGAGGUCUUUAGCCCCCUUGGUGAGGCACACGCCGGUAAUGAGUGUUUAUACCAUAACUGCGGCGACACCAACAACGAGUACAAUAAUAUCAACAACAACGGCAACGACGACGACAGCUGUAACAGUGACGACGACGGCUACGCCGACAACAACAACGGCACCGGCGGUUGCCGUGUCGCCUGAAGCUGCGCCUGGUUGGAUAGAAUUUUGUGAGAGACACGCCCGCGCUUCGGCUUCUGAUUUUGCUAAGGCCUUUUGUACCUACGUCAGUUUAAAUUUACCAGAAAGUGCAAGAUCGAAUCUUUCCCAUCGUGAUUUUUUAAGAAAAUUUGUCGAAAGCUUUUGUGAACACUUUGAAAGCGAAUACCUACGUCGUACGAUUAGAUCACCAUCUUUGUAUGACACAAGGCAUAUAGCAAGUAAUGAUAGAGAUGUUAAUGUUAUAAGCCAAAACAACAAUGCUCCUAUUCGUAUAUCAUCUCAUGAAGAAUUCAGUGAUUACUCUGAACAUGAUGGAGAUGCAAUAUCACCAAAGCCUGCACACAAACCAUUUUUCCGCCGCUUAUCCUUUAAAGGGCUUAAGAAGGGCAAAAGCUUCUUCCAUAAGCAGCAAAGUGAUGAAGUGGAAUUAUCUCAUAGUGAACAUCGUAGAGAUAAGCAUUCAAAAGCUAAACUUUCAAAGAUUGUGGUGGAAUGUAGAAAAGAAGGCAUUGUUAAUUCCUUAAUGGGAGAAAAUAUUGAUGGAACUCAAAAAUGGGAGAAAUCUAGACUUGCCUUAAUAAAAGCAAUUGGUGGAUAUAUGUUAGAAUUUUAUUCUCCUCCAAAAGCAGUAAAACCACGUAGUGGUGUCUUUUGUUCUGCAAUAACUGAAGCCAGGGAAACAACUGCACUAGAAAUGCCAGAUCAUGAAAAUACCUUUGUAUUAAAAACACAAAAUAUGGAAUUUGUAAUCGAAGCUCAUGAUUCAAAUGAUAUGAGAUCAUGGUUAGCUACUAUUAAAUAUUGUAUGCGCACAGUACAACAAAAUUCUGUUAAUCCUAGUUCUGGAACAGAUGUUACUGGAGAUUCCUUAGGACAUGGUUCAUUAGCUAUUGGUAGUGAAGGAGAUAGAUUAAGAACUAAUUCUACAAGUAAAAGUUCCCGAUCUACAUCGCAUGAACAUGGAGAUGAAAUAGGUGGCAAUCCUCCAGAAAUACCUCCUAGACUACGUAUAAGAAGUAAUAGUAAUCUGGAAUUAUGUUCAUCACAACAGGAUAUUGAACAAAUGAAUGCAAAUGAUGGUGAAUUAGAUUUAUCUAGCAGUUUAAGAGAAUAUCCAUGGUUUCAUGGGACCCUGCCUAGAUCAGAUGCAGCACAGCUUGUUUUACAUAGUGCUGCUAAUGGUCAUGGUGUAUUUCUUGUUCGACAAAGUGAAACAAGAAAAGGAGAAUUUGUAUUAACUUUUAAUUUUCAAGGCAGAGCAAAACAUUUGCGUAUGACAUUAAACGAUCAGGGACAUUGUCGUGUUCAGCAUCUUUGUUUUCCUGCUAUAUAUGAUAUGCUUGAACACUUUCGUCGGAAUGCCAUACCUCUUGAAUCCGGUGGAACAGCAGAUGUCACUCUCACAGAAUUUGUUGUGGCGACUGAUGCAACACGGUCAGGACAUCAUAAUGCAUCUGGAAUAAAUCAACAACAGUUACAAGAAAGGAGACCCCCAGCUGCUCCAGAGCCAAGAGAAGUACGCACAUAUGGCGGUUCUAUAAGAACACGUACAGAAUCACUGGAAAGACUGGAACAACAAAACAACGUUACAGAACAACAAAGUUCAUCAUCAUCUAGUGGUAGAGCAAUUCAAAAUACUUAUAGUUUUCUUUGACGAUGGAUUCAUAAUACUCUACCAUCAGGCUACAACCCAGUUGGUCCUUUAGAUUAAAUAGUUUCCCUAUCAACUUAUCCUACAAAGCAAGAUAAUUUUAAGUUGAAGUUAUUAUUGUUAUCAUAAAGUGUUAUACAAAAGUGUAUUAUUUCUCCUAUGUAAACAAUGUAUUUUUUCAAAUCAACUGCUUCCAACUUUUCCAAUCUUGCAAGAUGACGUUUUCAACAACUAUAUUUAUUAACAUGUUUUUACCUAAUUUUGGAAUCAAAACAUAAUCUUCGAAAUAUAAUUGUUUUAUAAAUCAUUUUUAAAAUGAUGUAUAUAAAUUAUUUCAAAAUUUCAAUGAAAUUUAUAACAAGAUUGUAUCAGUUGUAUUCUCUGCACGUUCAGAUAUAUCAGCUCAAAUUAUCAUAUAAAUCAUAAUAAACAUUGUAAGUAUUAUAAAAUAUUUAAAAUAUCAUAAAACUAAAAGACCACAGCCUUUGUCUUUAUUUUACUGAAGUAAUUGAGGAAAUAUUUUGAAACUAUAGAACACAGUCCAUUAUACCAAUUAAUUUACUUAAGUGUAUGUACUUACAUAAGAAUAUAUAUAAAAAAAACAUGUAAAUGUAUAUGAAAGUUAGUCUUGUUUUAUAUAUAAAACUAUUACAGACAAUCUCUUUACUAUGACUAUCCUUCCUCCUACAUGAAUUGUAGAAUAUAUUGUUAAAUAAUACUUAUAUAUAGAUCAUACCAAUAAAGUUUGAUUUAAAAAAGUCAGAAAAUUAGA
Bombus pascuorum is the source of this 2921-nucleotide messenger RNA. RefSeq names its product SH2B adapter protein 1 (gene Lnk). NCBI's taxonomy places the organism in Eukaryota, Metazoa, Arthropoda, Insecta, Hymenoptera, Apidae. The record is from RefSeq and is a predicted model, not a curated record. The transcript has 6 exons. Gene Ontology annotation, molecular function: transmembrane receptor protein tyrosine kinase adaptor activity. Gene Ontology annotation, biological process: intracellular signal transduction. Gene Ontology annotation, cellular component: plasma membrane. Bases 335 to 2152 code for a protein of 605 amino acids.